Orbilia oligospora ATCC 24927 is the source of this 1266-nucleotide messenger RNA. RefSeq lists its product as uncharacterized. The record is from RefSeq and is a predicted model, not a curated record. Bases 1 to 1266 code for a protein of 421 amino acids. Lineage: Eukaryota; Fungi; Ascomycota; Orbiliomycetes; Orbiliales; Orbiliaceae. The transcript has 3 exons.
AUGGAGGACGGCGCCUCCCAGCCAGGGACACCAGCCGUCGAGAUUCUACGUCCCGAGUUACCAACUGGCGACAGUCACGAAAAUCAUAUCUUUAAUACAAAUCCAGUCCUCUCCCUGGCUGACAUCUUCCGUCACAUUACUGCUAAAGCUGCAGGGAUAGAUAUCAACCAUUCCGACCCGGAUACCCUUCCUGAUGGUUGGUUACAGGCAUCGUCUAGUAUCUUCAAAGCCGAUGUUGAUAACAAGUACCUCGAGCCAUUCGAGUACUCCGGCCACAAAAUCUCAGUGUUAAAUCUCGUGUACGCUCUGCUUACCUAUGGCCUACAACCAAACAUCCUUGCCCUGGAAUUGCUGAAGAAGACGUUGAAGAGUCGAUCGGUCAGAGAGUUGAUGAGGGCGUAUUUCAGGAUGAAUGGGAAGCCAAUGAAUGACCAAGAUUUACAACUUCAGUUGAAGAUAAAUCAUACGUGGGAAGAUGUUGUAGACGGUCUGUUUGAAGUCGUUGCAUUUAGACACGAGAUGAGAAUAUGGGCGAGGAGAUACUUCGCUGGACUCCUUGUGCCGAUGGUGGCAGCGAAGGGCACACCGUCAAGCAAUGGGACUGCAACCGGUAAUAGGACACAGGCGGCCUUACGGGAGCUGUGUUUGAAACGGGAUGGCCAUAUGACGGUCAUAGGACGGGUCUGGAACCGGUUUUGGCCAAAGGAUGUCGUCCCACCACCUCGAACCGAGCUAUGGGACUACGGUGCCUUAAAGGCUUGUCAUAUCAUACCUCAAGGUUCACCGGAGAGUCUGAAUCUACGAGAACUCCUUAUAAACUUCUCGGGCGACUCGUUUAUAGUGGAUAUGAUCAAUCAUACGAGCAACGCACUCAUGCUGACGACGCAGUUCCACAGCUCGUUUCGAAGGUUCGAGUGGUCUAUUGAAGCCAAGCUUGUGGACGAGUCUAAGAAUGAUAACGACAAUUGGAUUUAUGUUUUUAGAAAGUUCAACCCUUAUCUACCGAGAGCUUUGGACCAGCAUGCUGACGGGGAGGAGGUAUUCUUUGGGGGGAAAGAUGGGAAUAUACCGAGCCCGAACCCAGAACUACUGAAUGUUUAUACGGCAUUGGCAAAAGUUGCGAAUGCAUCCGGAGCAGCGGAAGCGAUAGAUCUAAUCUUACGGGACGAAGAAGAGAUAAGAGAGAGAGGUCUAACAGGGAGAACGUGGGGGAAAGUUGGGCAGAACUAUCUUGUUCGGCAGCUAGAGCGGCUGCCCACCGAAUGA